AUGGAAUCUCUUCACGAACGGCCCCGUGAAACCGGUGAGCACGUUGGUUCGUGGAACUCCGAAAAAACACGCCACUCCCGGGGGCUCCGGGUCGGUCGCUCGUUCUCAGCAGAGCAGCUUCACAUUGCGGGACGCCCGUUCGAACCUCUGGCGAAAGAGUUACGUUUGUUAGGAUCCGUUGGCGGUUCAGGCAGCUCCACGGUAGGCACUGGCUCGUUUUCGCACUGUAAUUCUGAGUACGAGAGCACUUGCCGCGCUUACAAUGCACGGCAAAACCAGUCCCGAGCGACAGCGGCUGCCGUCGUUCCCGAACGGCCUCGCCACAGUGACACGACCGAGGACGGCAACCGACAAGCAGCAAGUUCGGAGAGAGGCACGAAAAAGCUGUCUUUUCGUCAGCUCAAGUCGUUGCACGUCUCCUUGAGCACGGUGGAACGUGCCGUUGCCGCUGCCGGCGCCAAGGAGUCCAACGAAAAAGCGUCCGAGCUCAAAGUCAUUGAAAGCGUUACACCGUCGAGUUUGCUGCAGGAGGCUCUAAUGCGUGCAUCUCGACGACGAGCUGAUGGCAAAAUGAUAAUCAAUUUGAGCGCCCUUACCGAAGCCAUUGAUGAGUUAGGUCGAGCAACCGAGCAGCUGGACUGUUACACGGCUCAUCUCUACCAAGCGCAGGCUUUGGGAAGUAAUCGCUACGUCCGACUGCGGGCCGGCCCGGAAGCUGUUGCGCAGCGAACGCUCGCACUGGAUUUGGUGUCGGACGCUUUGUCGAAAGCACUCGGGACGCUUUCUGAAAACUCGAACCUUAUUCGUCGCUCAAGAAAAGAACUGCACGUAUCAGAAGAGCUAUUCGAACGCAAAGUAAGCAAGCGUUCAUUUCUGCGUUCGGUUGUACAGAGUCUUGAAACUAUUCGACGGAUGCAGCAGCUCUUAGACGAAGUGCGAGAUGCGCUGCGUCUGCAUCAGUAUGAUGAAGCGAAUCGUCUUUGCAAGUCAUUCGAUCUGCUGUAUCGUUCGAGCCUUCUCCGUAGAGAACUUGGAUCUGUCGUUCGAAAGGGAAGAAUAUUUAGAGAUUUCUCAGACGUGUUCAUGGACCUUGCCGCUCGAUCGCUUCAGUGCAUGUUCGAGCAGGUGCAGGGUCUCUGUUGCAAGUUCGAUGCGGAAGUAUUCCAGGCCGUCUGGAACGCCUAUGAGAAUCUCGGCGCUGAGUUGGUCCUAGCCGAGCGUUUCGCAUAUGCCUUGGAGCAUGUGCUUGCCGAGAUUCGUGCAAGGGCGCUCGAAUGCGCACAAUGGAGGCAAGCCUCCGGUGCGACUUUAAACGAGUUAUCCAAAAGAGAGGCUGCGGUGGCGUCGCCGUUGCUUGCGAGCUUUACGAACGUAUGGCAGGCUGCAGGCGCCCAUGCCAACGCGUUGGCACCACGGACGCCAAAAUCGCAACAUGUGCCAAGCAACACCGCUCCAUCUGGUGGGGAACUGGCCUCGAGACCACGGAAUCCGUGGGAGUUUCUAGACUGCUGGGCUGGAUUUCUCUCAGCAAUCUGUUACCCAGUGCGACAGCUUUUCGAACACCCCAGGAUCAGCAAACGAUUUCGAAGCAUCGUUUGGGAGGCACUGCAAGCUCGACUCGACGCGGACUGCGAUUUCAUGGCGAAUCAGCUUGUCGCUGAACACGAUACCUAUCCUGUAGUGACGCUGGCGGAGCUUUGGCGCUCCCAACUGGUGCUGCACGCUCUGGAGACACAGUGGAUAUCCAUUGCAGCCGAUGAUCACUUCCCGGAAGACGCUGAUGGACGCGCCGCUGGUAUCUAUAGCUUCGAUGCGACUGCACCAAGGAAGCAUUCAAUGGUUACUGCAAGCCCGAACGGCUCGGUAGUGCGCACAUCGAGUUUGGAGCUGAAUGCAGAACGCCUCCUGCGUGGUACUCGACAGAGGAAGCAGCGCACGUUGCCGCUCGCUACGAUCCACGAGAAUAUCGUGAAGCCUCUCCUCAAGAGUUAUAUUGAUCUGUUCAAACGUGAUAUUGAGUCGCGCUUCAUGGAGAUAUUUGCGACUCCCAAUGACUGGCAAGCAAUCAGCGUUCAGUCGCUGGGAAAUACUGACACGCGCAACCAGAUGCAGCUCGAUCAGAAUCGCUUUGUACCGGAGACUUGGCGUUCUUACUGGGAGACGAUUCGCGCCUGGUAUGCAGUACCAGAUGCGGAUCCGGAUUCGUGCCUCGUGGUGAAGGUGCUUACCCACGAGCUAGCCUCUUUGCGCGUUGAAGAUCUCCUGUCUAUUAUCUGGGAGCGCUUGCAUCGUGAUGAGGGUUAUUCUAUACCCGACGACUAUACAUUUACGGGCGCAUCGGUAUUUGGGAUCGAAUGCAUUGGCACGCUCGCAUCGAUGCUGUAUGCACCAUCUGAAUAUGCAAAUGUUGCCCCAGCUGGUCUAUUUGCGGAAGCGAUUCAGCAAAUCGCACUUUUUGCGAUGUACCUGCUCGGUGUCGUCUACGCGCCGUGCUUCAUGGCAACGGGUAUUCUAGGCGGUAGUCUCGUUCAACUGGAAAAGUAUGAAAGCUUGCGGCCAGCACUGAGUGCGUACCAGCGAGCACUUUUGGCACACUUUCUACAUGAACCGGGAUCCAGUGCAGCGUCGUCAACAGCGCUCCAACGACCGCGGUCGGAACUCAAUUUGAGCAAGUUUUGUUGCGCUGUGGAGUCGGCCUGGACCAUAGGACAGGUCGCUGCGCUGACUCUGGAGACAGCGGCCACCUUUCAGGAACAAACACAGGUUGCAUACCGACCGGAAAGCCGAUGGCGAAACGCGUUUGUCGCCGAGGCUCUUGGUAGAGCGAACCAGCUACGUGGCCUCGCCGAUGCGCUGCAACUGGCAUUGUACCGUUCCCUGGCACCGGCGCUCGUGGAUACCGCAGAGAUCACGCGCAACGUCGUUCAACAGUUGAAACAGAAAAAGGCACCCUGGUGGCAGUCUAUUACCCAGGGACAGAGCCCGGUCUCACCGUCGGCAGAAGGCGCUGUGCAUGAAACGCUUGGAGAAGCCUCUGCAGGCGGGAAUGAGGAUGCGGUCUCCGUUUCGCGGGCUAGUCCAUAUGUAGCCCAGAUAACGGCUCGUUUGCGCAUGCUGCACGAAUCCCGAGGACUACCGGCGCAUGCCGAGGAGCCAUUGUGGCGCGCCUGCGUUUUUGGCGUACUUGUUGCCGUUCAGGACGGCAUCGCACAGAUUCCCGUCACCAGUGUAGACAUUCAAUGCGUGAGCCAGGCGCUGGUAGAUGCCAAGACCCUUAUCGGUAAUCUGGAAGAAGUGCUGGGUUUCCAUCCGCUCCCGUACGCAAGUGAGCUCUGUCAGUUCAUCCAGCUCCAUCUGGCACCGCUACCGCGGAUUCUCCAGUGGAUCGCGACCCAUCGUGAGACGCUGUCGCGGGCCACCAUGCGCGGACUCGUUCGCCACGGUGUGCGACUGAGCAUUGACGACGAGAACGCAUCCAAGACGUUCUCCGAUGAGGCCAUAGAGCGCCUGCUGACGGAAGCAGCUGCCGAGGUCCCAGAGACGGCGGCGCGCACGAGUCCACAAGUCACCUCGGAGGACGCCACGGACGGCAUGCAAGUGUCCGUUACGGUGCUCCGUCUAGAUGCACUGUAA
This is a messenger RNA of Cyanidioschyzon merolae strain 10D, 3633 nucleotides long. RefSeq lists its product as hypothetical. The record is from RefSeq and is a predicted model, not a curated record. NCBI's taxonomy places the organism in Eukaryota, Rhodophyta, Bangiophyceae, Cyanidiales, Cyanidiaceae. Bases 1 to 3633 code for a protein of 1210 amino acids. The transcript has a single exon.